Onthophagus taurus is the source of this 1754-nucleotide messenger RNA. Its product is annotated as tether containing UBX domain for GLUT4. Gene Ontology annotation, cellular component: cytoplasm; vesicle membrane; nucleus. Lineage: Eukaryota; Metazoa; Arthropoda; Insecta; Coleoptera; Scarabaeidae. The record is from RefSeq and is a predicted model, not a curated record. Gene Ontology annotation, biological process: intracellular protein transport; glucose homeostasis. Gene Ontology annotation, molecular function: protein binding.
GUUGUCAAAUCAUAAUGUCAAAAUUAGUUUUUUGAGGUUAGACUUCAAAAAACGCUAGUCAUAAGUCAUAACAGAAAAUAGUAAUAAUAAUAAAAAUGGCUUCGAAUAAAACCGUAGUAAUUUUAGCACCAAAUGGUCGACGUCAAACGGUUAAAGUUUCGCCCAAUACCACAAUUCUACAGAUUAUAGAAGAAGUAUGUACAAAACAAGGCUUAAAAUCAGAGGAAUUCGAUUUAAGGCAUCACAAGAAUGUAAUGGAUAUAAAUGCAACCAUGGGUUUUUCUGGUUUACCCAACAAUGCACAGCUUGAUUUAAUCCCAUCAACCAAACCUAGAGUUGAGACUGAUGUUACGAUUGGGUUACAACUUGAAAACGGAAAUAGGUUAUUAGGUACUUUUAAACCUAAUACAUCCAUUUAUGAUGUACUAUUAAAAUUAUCCCCGGAAGACUUAAAUCCUGAUAAAAAUACAGUUAUAAUUUAUAUGAGAAGAGAACUUUAUGGAAUUGAUUUGUUAAAAAAGACUGAUUUAAAAUCGUUGGGGUUAACAAGUGGAAGGGCAAUGUUUAGAUUGAUACAUAAAAAACCUGAAGAAUUAAAAGUGCAAGCAAAUAUAUCUGCACCCAUACCAGCUAAGCCUGUGGAAGAAAAACCUUAUAUGAGAAAAUUUCAAGCAGUAGAAUCUCCACCAUCGAAACCAUAUCCCUCAAAUCAAACAAAUAAGCCAACUAAUGUUCAUGAAAAUGUUGCUAAAAAACCUUGUGUUGAAGAAAAUGUUCCUCCUCCCCAACAACAAAACUUAAAAAAAACUAAUAUGGUGGAUUUAAUAAAAAAUGAAAAGAAAAAGCAAGACCAAAAUGUAAACCAAAAAUAUAAAGAAACUACAUUAAAUCAACAAAAACCUAAAACAAUAAAUAUUAAAGACAACAAAGAAGAAGAAGAAUUCAUGUUUUUAGGUGAUAGAAACGCAAUGUUAUUCUCAUUGGAAACGGCUCAAAAUGUUCGAACCGAAGAUUUACCAGACGAUUUUUUCGAGUUAACCAUUGAAGAUGCGAAGAAAUUAUUUCGCGACAUCAAAAAACGGCGAAUGGAACUCGAGAACAGUCCGUUGAUGACGUCAGCUUUAAGAAACUUGGAAGAAUCUAAACGACAACUCAACGUAAUGAAUCGUUAUAAAAAAACAAUAAUUCGUGUACAAUUUCCCGAUCGAGCAGUUCUUCAAGGCACCUUUUUAAUAACCGAAGAUAUUAAGUGUGUUAUGGAAUUUGUAAGAAGUUACUUGGAGAAUAAAAAUUUGGAUUUUUAUUUAUAUACAACUCCUCCAAAAUCAGUGUUGAAAACUGAAAGUGUUUUGUUUGAAAUUGGUUGUGUUCCUGGUGCUUUGUUGUAUUUUGGAGUAAAAUCUAAUGAUGCUAAUGAGGGUCGUUCGCAGUAUUUAAGGAAAGAAUUGUGUGAUAAGUUUACAACAUCUUCUGUUGCUAGUAUGGCAGCAGCUAAAAUGAGGAAAGAAGCGAGAAGAUGGGAUUUUCCCGAUGAAGCAGAUGAUAUAUCAAUAACACCAGAUGAUGUAAAUGUCGGUGCGAGCACAAGUAAUAAUGGCAAUUAUGUGGAUUAUGAUAAACCUUCAACGUCGCAAAAUGAAACGGCUCCGAAAUUACCGAAGUGGUUUAAAAAUCAAUAAUGGAUUUUGUAAAGUGGUGAAUUCCAAUUAUAAUGUGAAAACAUCUACUUGAUAAUUAAAAAGAUUUGUUUUAAA